UGCAGUUUUACAAAGCCUCCUCACCCAUCACUGGCCAUGAUUACUUCAACUCGGGAGCAGCUUCACUUUCUAUACAAGCUCCUCUUCUGUUGAGAGAGAGAGAGAAAGAGAGAGAGAGUUGCCUCUUUUCAUUUUUUAGAGGCAACAAUGCUCUUUGUCCUAGAUCUCCCACCAUUCUUAUUGGGGUUACCAAGCGGAUGGGGGGGUGGGGUUGUGCGGGGGCUCAUUUUCCAUAGUAACAGUGACAAAACAAGCUUGUCCCCAACAAGGAAGGGAUGAGAGAAGCUGUAAAAGGAGACAGGCAAAUCUGCCACUGAGGAAAGGUGGAAAAUGCCUCACAAGCAAGACCACAAGAAAUAGAGAGAGAAUUGACUGAGGGAAGAGAUGGCAAAGUGAAACAUUCUUAUUCCAAUCAGCACCAUUUGAGUAAGACGACUUAGUAAGAAAAGGAGGGAGUUUUCAAAGAAGGGGAGAGAGGAGAACAGUGAAGCGGGAAAGCAUACUGGUCUUGAAGGGUCCCACGAGGGGGGAGGACCCCCACCACAGCUGGCUUCGCUGAAACGACAUCAUGAACUCCGAGUCUCAAUGUGAAGACAUCAUGUCCACCAUGAUGCUGGAGAAUAUCAAGAACAAGCUGAUCCAUGCAUUCAGAGUGACUGGGGAACCACUAGCCUCCACUGCACCAGGCACUCACAUGCUCAGCAACAUUGGGAGGAAUCUACAAGCCAAUGAAGAACUCCGCAGAGCAAAGAUCGAAGGAGCCAUAAGUUGGCUGAGAUCAGAGCUGCUGGAGAUGCGAUCUCAGGACCGGCAGCUGGCUCAGACUCUGCUGGGUCUGAACAGCGAGAUAGAGAAGUUGAGGACUGAGACCAUUGCUGUGACUCGGGAUCAAGAUGGAAGUGAACAGGUCUGAUCAUCUCAUCUAGACUGUUUCAUCCUCUUACUUGAGAGGAGAACUUGGAAUCAGAGUGGUCUUUCUUCAGUUGACUAAAUAUUCCCAUAAAUGCUGGAUCACACACUAUAUUCAGUGCAAAACUGCGUGCACAAAAUAUAUGGAGCAGUAAAGGCAAGGCAAGGAAUUCUGAAACAACUCAUGGAUGUCAUUUUCAACGGAACACCAACAAUAUGUACUUGCUCUGUGGGUAAUUACAAGGCGUGUAGUUGCUCUGUAGGUAAUUAGGCAUGUCCCUGAGAAAUUAUGUCAGUCAGUGUGCUUGACACUAGACAUUUUUAACUCCUAGUUUGUUCUUUAAGGCUGCUUAGAGAACAUGUUUGUAAAUGUAUCUGAAUAUAACUAUAUUUUACACAGGCUUACCUGGGGUAAGAAACCUAGAGAGCCUAGAUUGAUUGUGUUACUACAGGAAGAACACAUGAGAAACAUAAGAAAAUUUAAUAAUAAUGAUUUACCUCAAAACGGGUAAAGUGCAGGUGAGUCUAGAGUGCAUCAAAUAAAUAGGGGAAUGCUUACUUCCUUGUGUGUUUAGCAACCGUGUUUGAGGAACUUUUGAGUUUAUACAACAAAAAGAGCUUGAACAUUAUACUGGUACUCAAUUUGCAAGCAGGAUCUUGCUGGAUUUGCAUGGUUUUAUUCACUCCAUUGGCAAAGGCCUUUUUUUCCCCUGUAAGCCUUUUCUCAUCCCAGAGCUUGGUGAGCCAGUGACAUAUUAAAUACCAUGUGAUGCGCUGUAAUGAAACGUAAAAGCAUGUAACUAACAGUGUCGUGCAAUGUGUUCAUAAACAAUGAGAAUAAAUGACAAAGCUGGUGGGAAAGAG
Anguilla anguilla (European eel) is the source of this 1773-nucleotide messenger RNA. Its product is annotated as protein FAM167A. The transcript is spliced from 3 exons. The record is from RefSeq and is a predicted model, not a curated record. The coding region runs from base 569 to 913 and encodes 114 amino acids. Lineage: Eukaryota; Metazoa; Chordata; Actinopteri; Anguilliformes; Anguillidae.